Hyaena hyaena (striped hyena) is the source of this 1988-nucleotide messenger RNA. RefSeq names its product integrin alpha FG-GAP repeat containing 2 (gene ITFG2). The record is from RefSeq and is a predicted model, not a curated record. Gene Ontology annotation, biological process: regulation of TOR signaling. Bases 97 to 1431 code for a protein of 444 amino acids. NCBI's taxonomy places the organism in Eukaryota, Metazoa, Chordata, Mammalia, Carnivora, Hyaenidae. Gene Ontology annotation, cellular component: KICSTOR complex. The transcript has 13 exons. Gene Ontology annotation, molecular function: protein binding.
GUUGACGUAACUUUCCGCUCUGGCUGGCCUUCCGCUCGGGCGGCUCUCGGGGAACAUUUGGCGGACCUCCCCGGUCCCUCGGCCCUUGCAAGUGAGAUGAGGUCGGUUAGCUACGUGCAACGCGUGGCCCUGGAAUUUAGUGGGAGCCUCUUCCCGCACGCGAUCUGCCUGGGGGACGUCGACAACGAUACGUUAAAUGAACUGGUGGUGGGGGACACCAGUGGGAAGCUGUUCGUGUAUAAGAGUGAUGACAGUCGCCCGUGGCUCACCUGUUCCUGCCAGGGCAUGCUGACUUGUGUUGGGGUUGGAGAUGUUUGUAAUAAAGGAAAGAACCUGGUGGUGGCGGUGAGUGCUGAGGGAUGGUUUCACCUGUAUGAUCUGACGCCUGCUAAGGCCCUGGAUGCUUCUGGGCACCACGAGACCCUCAUGGGAGAGGACCAGCAUCCAGUCUUCAAGCAGCACAUCCCUGCCAAUACCAAGGUCAUGCUGAUCAGCGACAUCGAUGGAGAUGGGUGUUGCGAGCUGGUGGUCGGUUACACGGACCGUGUGGUACGGGCUUUCCGCUGGGAAGAUCUGGGCGAGGGCACUGAACAUCCAGCAGGGCAGCUGGUGUCACUCAAGAAGUGGACGCUGGAGGGUCAGGUGGACAGUCUCUCAGUGACUCCAGGGCCCCUGGGUGUUCCUGAACUGAUGGUAUCUCAGCCGGGCUGUGCUUACGCCAUACUACUGUGUACCUGGAAUAAGGAGACCGGGCCCCCGCCUACCCCUGAGGGGGCCCCGGAGGGCAGUAGGGAGACCCCGGCUGCAAGAGAUGUCGUGUUGCACCAGACUUCCGGCCGCAUCCACAACAAGAAUGUCUCCACCCACCUCAUUGGCAACAUCAGACGAGGCCACAACUCUGAGACUGGUGGCUCCGGCCUCUUUGCCCUCUGCACCCUGGAUGGAACGCUGAAGCUUAUGGAGGAGGCAGACAAGCUGCUGUGGUCGGUGCAGGUGGAUCACCAGCUUUUCGCCUUAGAGAAACUGGAUGUCACGGGCAACGGGCACGAGGAGGUGGUUGCCUGUGCGUGGGAUGGACAGACGUAUAUCAUUGAUCACAACCGCACCGUUGUUCGCUUCCAAGUGGAUGAGAAUAUCCGAGCCUUCUGUGCAGGCCUGUAUGCCUGCAAGGAGGGCCGCAACAGCCCCUGCCUCGUGUACGUCACGUUCAACCAGAAGAUCUACGUGUACUGGGAGGUGCAGCUUGAGCGGAUGGAGUCGACCAAUCUGCUGAAGCUGCUGGAGGCCGAGCCAGAGUUCCAGAACCUGCUGCAGGAGCUGGGCGUGGAUCCUGACGAUCUCCCAGCCGUCCGCGGCCUGCUUCACCAAACCCUCUACCAUCCAGACCAGCCCCCACGGUGUGCUCCUGCGAGCCUCCAUGAUCCCACCUAGCCGGACUUGCCCUCCUAGCUGAAGAAGGAGCUUCCUGUACCGCCCCCUGCCUCCAAGGCGCCUUUGGAUCACGCUGUGCGGCUGCUGGCUCCGUCACAAAACAAAGAAGGCAGACAGGUCUAAACCCAAGCAUCCCCGCCACUCUGUUCCCCCACCUUACAUCUCCCACCAUGUUCUCCCCAGCCCCACCCCCCAGUCCCGCAUCUCAUGGGAGUAAGAAAGGGGCAGGAGUUUGCCCAAGUCCCAGCCAUCAGAUCAUUCUAGCAGAGUGAACCCCAGUCUCAAAUCAUAUCGUUUUGCCGGGACCCCAAUAGAUUGCUCAGCAAUGAAGAAAUGGGAAGAGAACAGUCCAUUCUGGAUUAGACCAACCUAUUGGCUGCCAAGACCUCUCAGGAGCUAGUAUUAUGCUUGGGGAACUUUUUGUCUCAGGUCUAUAUCACAUGUUUUUAACAUUUUCCUCCUUUCCCCCACUUCUGACCUCAUCCUUCAAUGGGCUGCAGAUCCCAGGGUUCAUGGUGUGAUGGAAAGAAGUCAGACUCAACAAGAAAAAAAAAAAA